Molecule: messenger RNA, 9706 nt
Organism: Corvus hawaiiensis (hawaiian crow)
Lineage: Eukaryota; Metazoa; Chordata; Aves; Passeriformes; Corvidae
Gene: THSD7A
Product: thrombospondin type 1 domain containing 7A
Exons: 33
Coding region: 912-5900 (1662 amino acids)
Biological process (GO): actin cytoskeleton organization; cell adhesion
Cellular component (GO): extracellular matrix; plasma membrane
Source: RefSeq, a predicted model, not a curated record
ACCGGGAGUGCGGAGCCUCCGCCCCGCCGCAGGAGGGAGGGAGGGAGGUGCCGCCGCGUCCCGGCGCGGGCAGCGGAGCGGCGAGGGGCGGCAGAGGAUUUCACCUGUUUUUCAACUUUCCACACUUAUGGGUGUGAGAGCCUUCUGCAACUUUGAUCAUUACAAAUUAUUAGCAGGUUUCUUCUGAAUUCAUUGCAUGGACGUUUCCCAUCCUUAUGGUAUUGAUUUAACAUGCUCUGGAAUCAUGAUGGUUGUGAAGUCCCUGGCUGGCAGUGGAGAAUUAAUAUUUGGUGUGGCAGAAAGCUAUCCUCAGUAAACUGCAUAGUACUGCAAAAUCAUGGAUUCUGAGCAGCAACACUCAGCAACAACUGACUGGUGCAAGACAUUUAUCUUUUCUGUGAAGUCCCAUUUCUGAGCAACUACCAGUGCUGCUUAGCGUCUUUGUUGACGAUCAGCAAGUUUGCUGAUGACACUGAUCUGUGUGGAUCUAUCAACAGACUGGAGGGAAGGGAUGCCAUCCAGAAGAACCUUGGCAGGUUUGAGAGCUGGUGUAAAUGACUGCUGCUGCCUCCCAGAGCAAGAUAACCUGCUCAGUCAGCUGGAGCCCCCUGCGGACAGCUGUCUCGCUUUUAGCUGAUGGAAAACUGCUAUAAGCGCUGAAUGGAAGAGCGUGGAGCAGCGACCAUACCAGCACGAGGAGCUGCUGCAGUAGCAGCAGCAAGAGCGAGCGAGGACUCUAUUGUUCCCUGGUGUUAAACAGUUUUUUCUUUUCAACUGCCAUGCACAGCAGCGGGAGAGAGGUUUCCAGUCCCUUUCUCCCCGUGAGGAAAUUCUGAAGAGGGGAGGAUCGUUUGAAGAAGGUUUCGUGGUGGUGCUGCGGGUUUUGGACGCAGCAGCAGGCUGCUGGAGGCAUGGGGUUGAGCGAGGGGAGCGCUUCUCUCUGCCGUGGUCCAGGGGUGCCUGCUCGGUGCGUGGGAGUUCUCGUGCUUCUGCUGCUGGGAACCUGGGAUGCUCAUGCACAAAGUGAAUUUCAAACUUCAUCAGUGUAUUUGUGGAAGACCGGUCCAUGGGGGAGAUGCAUGGGAGAUGAAUGCGGUCCAGGAGGCAUCCAGACGCGAGCAGUGUGGUGUGCCCACGUGGAGGGUUGGACCACGCUGCCCACGAACUGCAGGCAGCCAGAGCGGCCGGACAACCAGCAGAGCUGUUUCCGGGUCUGCGACUGGCACAAGGAGCUGUAUGACUGGCAGAUCGGGAGCUGGAACCAGUGCCGGCCUGUCCUCUCCCGCAGCCACGAGAAGCCCCUGGAGUGCCUCAGAGGGGAGGAAGGGAUCCAGACAAGGGACAUCAUCUGUAUACAGAAGUCCAAUGGGGUUCCAGCUGAGGAUGUCAUCUGUGAGUACUUUGAGCCAAAGCCACGGCAGGAGCAGGGAUGCCUCAUCCCAUGCCGACAGGACUGCAUCGUGGCCGAAUUCUCGCCCUGGUCUGAGUGCUCAAAGACCUGUGGCAAUGGACUUCAGCAUCGAACUCGGCACGUGGUGGCUCCACCGCAGUUCGGUGGGUCAGCUUGCCCCAACCUCACUGAGUUUCAGAUCUGCCAGUCCAGCCCAUGCACUGUUGAAGAAAGCCUGUACAGCCUAAACGUGGGACCAUGGAGCGCAUGCUCGGUGCCCCAUUCAAGACAAAUAAGGCAAGCAAGGAAACGAGGGAAGAACAAAGACAAGGAAAAGGAUAGAGAAAAGGCAGUUCGAGAUCCUGAGGCUCGCGAGUUAAUUAAGAAGAAGAGGAACCGUAACAGACAGAAUAGACAGGAGAACAAAUAUUGGGACAUACAAAUCGGCUAUCAAACAAGGCAGGUCACAUGUACUCACAGAAAUGGGAAAACUGCUGCUCUGAGCUUCUGCAAACAGGAAAAGCUGCCCAUCACAUUUCAGUCCUGUGUGAUCACAAAGGAGUGCCAGGUGUCAGAGUGGUCAGAAUGGACCCCCUGCUCCAAAACCUGCUUUGACAUGACAACCCCUAAAGGGAAUCGUACAAGAUCACGCACCAUUAAGCAGCUCCCUGUCGGCAGUGAAAGCGAAUGCCCACAAUUAGAAGAAGCAGAGCAAUGUGUUUCUCAAGGAGAUGGUGUAGCACCCUGCAUUACGUAUGGCUGGCGGACCACCGAGUGGACAGAAUGCCGUGUCGAUCCUCUCCUUAGCCAACAGGACAAGAGGCGAGGAAAUCAGACAGCGCUGUGUGGAGGUGGCAUUCAAACCAGGGAGGUGUACUGUGUGCAAGCUAAUGAAAAUCUCCUCUCCUACUUAAAUACCCUCAAGGAUAAAGAAGAAAGUCAGUCACAGAGCAAGUCGAAGGCUAGUGUUGCACCUCUGCUAUCAAUCACUUUUGAAAUAACAGCUUCAAGGCCAGUAGACCGUAAACUUUGUACAGGACCUCUUCCCAGCACCUCCCAGCUGUGCCAUAUUCCCUGUCCUACAGAGUGUGAGACCUCGGCAUGGUCAGCCUGGGGACCAUGCACCUAUGAGAGCUGUGAUGACCCUCAGGCCAAGAAGGGCUUUAAACUAAGGAAACGUCGCAUCACCAAUGAGCCUACAGGAGGAACAGGAAACUGCCCUCACCUGUUGGAAGCCAUCCCGUGUGAAGAGCCCUCUUGCUAUGACUGGAGAAUCACGGGGCUGGAGGAAUGCAUUCCUGACAAUGAAAAGCCAUGUGGCCCUGGUACACAGGUUCCUGUUGUCGUCUGCGUCAACAGCGAUGGAGAAGAGGUUGACAGACAGCUGUGUAGAGAUGCCAUCUACCCGAUCCCGGUGGUGUGCGAAGCGCCGUGCCCAAAGGACUGUGUGCUCAGCAUGUGGUCUGCGUGGUCCUCCUGCUCACACACCUGCUCCGGCAAAACCACAGAAGGGAAGCAGAUGCGCGCCCGCUCCAUCCUGGCGUAUGCAGGUGAAGGAGGAAUACAGUGCCCAAAUAGUAGUGCCCUCCAGGAAACACGCAGCUGUAACGAGCACUCUUGCACUGUGUACCAUUGGCAGACCGGUCCAUGGGGACAGUGCAUAGAGGACACGUCUGUCUCUGCUUUCAACUCCUCUGCCAGCUGGAAUGGGGAGGCCACCUGUUCCGUGGGGAUGCAGACAAGAAAGGUCAUCUGUGUGAGAGUAAACGUGGGACAAGUAGGCCCAAAAAAAUGCCCUGAAAGCCUUCGACCUGAAACUGUGAGACCUUGUCUGCUUCCUUGCAGGAAGGACUGUAUUGUGACUCCAUUCAGUGACUGGACAGUGUGUCCUUCAUCUUGUCAAGAAGGGGGUGUCACAGUAAGGAAACAGUCCCGACACCGAGUCAUCAUCCAGCUCCCUGCCAAUGGUGGUCGGGAGUGCCCAGACUCUUUGUUUGAGGAAAGGGAAUGUGAAGCUUCUCCUGUCUGUCAUAGCUACAGGUGGAAGACCCACAAAUGGCGCAGGUGCCAGCUGGUACCAUGGUACGUGCGCCAAGACAGCCCGGGAGCACAUGAGUCUUGUGGACCUGGGCUACAAGCAAGAGCAAUUACUUGUCGCAGACAAGAUGGAGGACCAGCUGACAUCAGUGAGUGCCUUAAAUACUCUGGCCCAUUACCACCCUUAACACAGACGUGCCAGAUUCCCUGCCAAGAUGACUGUCAGUUUACGAACUGGUCAAAAUUUUCUCCCUGUAAUGGGGACUGUGGAGGAGUCAGGACAAGAAAACGCACUCUUGUUGGAAAAAGUAAGAAAAAGGACAAAUGCAGAAAUUCUCAGUUGUAUCCUCUGAUUGAGAAUCAGUUUUGUCCAUGUGACAAGUACAGUGCUCAGUCUGUGGGAAAUUGGUCAGACUGUAUUUUACCAGAGGGUAAGACAGAAGUAUUGCUGGGAAUGAAGGUACAAGGAGACGUUAAGGAAUGUGGACAAGGCUAUCGUUACCAGGCCAUGGCAUGCUACGACCAAAACAAUCGACUUGUGGAAACAUCACGGUGCAACAGUCAUGGGUAUAUUGAGGAAGCCUGUAUUAUUCCAUGUCCCUCAGACUGCAAGCUCAGUGAGUGGUCCAACUGGUCUCGCUGUAGUAAAUCCUGUGGGAGUGGGGUAAAGGUUCGGUCUAAAUGGCUCCGUGAAAAACCCUACAAUGGUGGAAGACCAUGUCCAAAGCUAGAUCACGUCAAUCAGGCACAGGUGUAUGAGGUGGUUCCCUGCCACAGUGACUGCAGCCAGUACAUAUGGGUUACUGAGCCCUGGAGUGUCUGCAAGGUGACCAAUGUGGACUUAAAAGAGAAUUGUGGAGAAGGUGUUCAAACAAGGAAAGUCAGGUGCAUGCUAAACACUGUGGAUGGUCCUUCUGACACAGUAGAAGACUAUCUGUGUGAUCCUGAAGAGAUGCCACUUGGUGCUAGAAAAUGCACGUUGCCGUGUCCAGAGGACUGUGUUAUGUCUGAGUGGGGAUCAUGGUCUCAGUGUUCUUUGCCAUGCAAUGGAAGUUGUGUCCGUGAAAGGUCAGCUGAAUCCCUAAGACAACCAGAUGAUGGAAAGCCUUGUCCUGCUGCCUCCGAGACAGAAGCCUGCACUUUGAACAAGAACUGCUACCACUAUGACUACAACGUGACAGACUGGAGCACGUGUCAGCUCAGCGAGAAGGCUGUCUGUGGCAGUGGUAUCAAAACACGGAUGCUCGACUGUGUUCGCAGUGAUGGCAAAUCGGUUGACCUGAAAUACUGUGAAGAGCUUGGUUUGGAAAAGACAUGGCAAAUGAAUAUGUCCUGCGUGGUGGAAUGUCCUGUGAACUGUCAGCUCUCUGACUGGUCCACCUGGUCUGAGUGCUCUCAAACUUGUGGCCUUACAGGAAAAAUGAUCAGAAGAAGGACCAUAAAUCAGCCAUUUCAGGGUGAUGGAAGGCCUUGUCCUUCUCAGAUGGAGCAAUUCAAACCCUGUCCAGUAAAACCUUGUUAUCGAUGGCAAUAUGGUCAAUGGUCUGCGUGCAAAGUAGAGGAUGCUCAAUGUGGAGAGGGAACACGAGUGAGGAACAUUUCCUGUGUGGUUUAUGAUGGAUCCACUGAAGAUGUUGGCAAAGUAGUAGAUGAGGAAUUCUGUGGAGAAAUAGAGCCUAUUAUAGAUGGUGAUAAGAAGAUAAUACUUGAGGAAACCUGUACUCUCCCUUGUCCAGGGGACUGUUACUUGAGAGAGUGGUCAGAAUGGAGCCUUUGCCAGCUAACCUGUGUUAAUGGUGAGGAUCUUGGUUUUGGAGGAAUACAAGUCCGAUCUCGAGCAGUGAUCAUUCAGGACUUAGAGAAUCAACAUCUCUGUCCAGAACAGGCUUUGGAAACAAGACCAUGCAAUGAUGGCCAGUGCUAUGAGUACAAGUGGAUGGCUAGCCCAUGGAAGGGAUCUUCUCGGACUGUGUGGUGCCAAAGGUCAGAUGGUUUAAACGUCACAGGGGGCUGUUUAAUGAUGCGCCAACCAGAUGCUGACAGGUCAUGUAACCCACCGUGCAGCCAACCCCACGCUUACUGCAGUGAGACUAGAACGUGCAGUUGUGAAGACGGAUACACUGAAGUUAUGUCCUCUGAUGGCACACUCGAACAGUGCACUCUCAUCCCAGUGGUGGUGAUCCCCACCAUGGAGGACAAAAAGGGAGAUGUGAAAACCAGUCGAGCUGUGAACCCUACCCAGCCCUCCAGUAACCAGUCAGGACGAGGAAGGACCUGGUUUCUACAGCCUUUUGGGCCAGAUGGGAGGCUGAAGACCUGGGUUUAUGGUGUAGCUGCUGGUGCAUUUGUUUUACUCAUCUUUAUUGUUUCUAUGAUCUAUCUAGCCUGCAAAAAGCCAAAGAAGCCCCAGAGAAGGCAGAACAACCGACUGAAACCUUUAACCUUGGCUUAUGAUGGAGAUGCAGACAUGUAAAAUACAACUUCUCAUGGUAACAAAUGGAGUCUAAACUAUAGGAAUGAAAUCGGAAGGUGUCCGAAGCCACAGGGAUUUUUUUAUGGAGUGGAUUAAGUGUUUUGAAUUUUUCUUUUUUGUAACUGCACCAUAGACAAAGAAGGAUGGUUUUCAUAAUGCCUACCAAUAUUCAAGGUAUUAUUGCUUUACUUUAGACCAUCAGCACUGAGAAAUCGGGCAGAAUCACGUUAAUAGACACUGCAGUUGGAGAUCUGUGGUGUUUCCUCAGCCUUAGAACUGAGCACCGCUUGUGUCUCCAGAAUACUGUAGCUGACAUAUUAUUAACACUUGGAAGCCCCUGCAUCAUUAACCGAGUAUAAUCAGUACGCAUGUCAAGUUUGUACCAAGCUGUCUAUGACUCUUUAUAUUCAAACAUAUAUACUCAGCUGAACCAUAUGUAUUAUUCUAUCAGAUUAUAUACAUGAUGAAGAGCAUUUUAGUGCUUAGUACAAUAUUAACUUUUAACUGGGAUUAAAAGCAAGUUCAAAAGUUUGCCAGUUAAUGAUAACUUGUGUUAACCUGCAUUUCAGAGGGCAAUGACUCACUUGCAAAAUUCUGUCCUGUUACCACUCCAAAGUAUAAAGGCCUCAUGUGUACAUCCAGAAAGGAGGCAUUCUCAGAUUCCCUAUUUUCUAGUGGUUGCUGUCUGGAAAAAAAUACCUGCUGUAAAUGUUACAAUACGUUUCUACUUUCUCUAACUCAAACUGUUGCCUGCAUCUUUUUUGCUACAUGUAAGGCAAAUUUUUGCACUAUAUUAGUGCAGCAUGAUAUGCACUUAACUAGUAUUGCCAUAGAAACUGCCUCUUUUCAGAAAGGAUAAUGAUGUAUCUUGUGCAAGGAGUGUCAAGUAGACAGGUCUUGAAUCCUGAAGAGAGUAGCGUUCAGUUUGGACUGUGACGGGAUGGAAUCGGCUACGACGUGUGCUGUACACACCGUUCCUCAUCACAGCAGCCAUUUGUACCCUACACCAUGGCAGUAAUACAAGUGUCUAGUUUCUUGCCCCGUCUACCUAUACUGGUAUAGAUUGUCCUGCUGGUUUCUAAUUGUACUUUGAAGGCUGUUUAUGACUAGAUUUUUUAUAUUUGUUAACUUUGUUAGAAAAAAAAAGAAAAGAAAAAGUGGUUGCCCUGUCAUCCUAAGUGACAUACUUCUUGUCUAAAAAGGUGUUCCAAUUGUUCAACUAAAAUAAAAUGGUUUUGCUUUUCUUUCCUUCUGUUAAUGAGAGCUUUUUCACUGUUACUGGCAGUGCAAUACUCAGAGACAUUUUGUCUUUUCUAAUUAGCAUAAUUUGAUAGAAUCUUUUAAUUAUUCAGUUAAACUCCUGAGUGUGCUGGCAAGUUAACAAUAUGAUCAAUAGUUUUGCCAUUUUAAUGCUCAUGACGUUUUAAAAAACUCUGGCACUAUGAAAACUCAUUGUUAACCUCUUCCAUGCUUAUGGCUUUUCAGUGUUACGCUUCCAACAUGAAGCUCAUUGACUUGCCACUCAUGUCUUGCCUGUUUCAGAUGUGAUCCAUGACCUGAGAAAGGUUAUUCUCCUCAAAUGGCUUCUAUGUGCAGCCUGAACAUACAAGUGACUGUGCCACUACUAAGCAAUACAAAACUUUAUCAGGCAACCUCUCAAAAAUAAUUGUUAUAUAAAGUUCAACAUUAGGUUCUCAGGUCUUUUUUAUAACCUAAACCACUUCUGCCUACCCAUCACUCUAUUUUCUCAAGAAGCACCAGUUUUUGCACCCUGAAUGAAACUAGCUUUGCAAACUUUGUCCCAGAUCUACUGAAAUCAAUGACAAGGCUCUCAUGGACAUCAACGGGUGAUAUCAGUACUUAAAAAUACACACCUUUGCUCUGUGUAGAAUAAUUCUUGAAACCAAUGAGCAUUUUGUGGAUGUUCAAGAGAGAUUAUGGUCCUACUUUAACUUAGCUGACAUAUUACCAGUGUGGUGUUACUGCAUCAAGAAAAUUACGUUCCUCCCACUGUGUAAGUAUUCCCCAGGUGGGAAUGAUGAGCAGAGGAACAAUGGUAACAAUCUUUGGUACAGGUUUAAUUUCUCAUUUUAUACCUUGAUCCAGCUGCAGCUGAUGGAGUUCCAUGGCCCCCUGCCACAGCAGUGGUUCAUUCAUGUAUGUGUUUCAGGACUGGAGUCUUCAGUUUUAUAUCACUUUGUAAAGAUCCAUUGCAAAAAUGCAAAUCUUGAUAAUUUUAAUUUUCUGCAUUCUUGAGUAGAAAACAAGAAAAAAUGGUUGGUUCCUCUUUUGUCAGACAUACAAAAAAAAAAAACCAUGGAAAAUUUAUAUAAUAUUAAAGAACGAUAACUACAUGUGGAGACAAAUUUUAAUAAUUCUUUCUGUUCUUUUAAAAGUCUGAUUCUGUGUUGUCAAAUAGUUUUGGACCAAGAGGGCAUUGAGGGAACAGGGUUUAUUUCAUUGGCAAUGAGUCACCUUUAUUUAUGACACUGGCUGGUCUUAGCAGGAGCUGUUGCCUAGUUCUUGCCUUGAAGAAUUUUAUGUUCUGAAUCUAAGCAUUUAAUAACUUGAAGUUAAAGGUAUGACAUCUCCUUUUUCUUACCGUAUUAAAGGGACAAACAAAGAGAUAGGAGGGUUUUUUAAGUAUGUUUGGCCUUUGCAAUCCAUGCAAGUAUUUUAGUAUGUGUUGCAUUUUAUACCUGAUCAGUGAAUAUCUGGUGCACAUCUGCAUCAUCCUAGUGCUGCUUUUAAAAUCUAGAGUGCAUUUUUAUUAUUAUUUUUUCUAUGAACAAAGUGCAUGGAAAUUUGAAGCCAGAAUGGCUUUCCUCAUUAUCAAGAAAAAAAUACUAGGCUGUAAAGAGGGCUGAAAUUUUAUGUAAAUCUAAAAUUUGCAAAGAUGAUUAAGCCCUCUAGCAUUGAAACAGAAAUAAAUAAUAUGUGAAUUAUCAGUAUAGAAUGAAAAGCAAUUUGCUUUAAAAAUCAGAGUGCUUCUACAAAUCCAGUGCCUAAAGCAGCCACUACUAUAGAUUAUUAGUUUGUGAAAGUAAUGUUUCCAGUGGUCGAAUAAACCAUUCAGAAAAUAGAAAAGUAGAUAUUUUCCUGUUGAUGUGGUGGUUUAUAUUUUCCUUUUUAAAACUGUAGUUUCUAGCUUACUGUGUCUGCUUUGAGACCUGGAGCAGUUCCUUUUUGAAGCUUUGAUGCAACUGCACAAGCUUGUUUAUAUUUGGUAUAAAGCAUCAAUUUUGAAACCCCCUUCCUCCUGUCAAAAUGUAAUAAAGUUUUUUCCAAUCUUACAAUUUGAAGAGACCAAUUAAAAAACUCUAUGUGUAAAUCACUGUAAAAUAUACAUUGAAUUAAAUGGAAAUCUGUCUUUUUACCUUUAUGUAAAUUGUUAAGAGUUAAGAUUUUAUUUUGCCUAACUUAAUUUACUUGAAUAUUUAUUUUGUAGAAUGAGAAGGCAGCUGUCUGAGGAAUGUUUACCUUUUGUUUUUUGGUUAAUGUUAAUUUGUAAAUUGUGUAAUGCAUUUUUAUUUUUUAAAUUAUGUAUAUUUCUUUUUUUAAUGCACAAAAUGUUUACGUACAACUACUACUGCAAAUUUGUGUAUAUUGUCACUAAGCUUUAUUCAGUUAAUACAGAUGAUGUGAAAAUGUAACAAGACUUACAUUUUCAUCUGGGUUAUUUUUACAUAACUGAUGUAUUGCUGACAAUAAAUAUAAACACAAAAUCAUUUAAUGUCUUUUUUUAAUACAUGUAGUAUACUAUGCUGGGAUAGAGUAACAAUAAAAGCCAGAUCCGUAAAAUAUGA